UCGUGCAUACAUACACGUGAAGGUCAGCAAUAGAGCCAUAAGGCUUUCAGAAUUACAAUAAUAUUGCUCGUACGACCUAAUUUUAGCAAAACAUGGAAGGCCAGGGAGCGACAGCCGACCCCCAGCUUCAGCAGUUCAUCGAAAUCGAGUCUCAAAAGCAAAGAUUUCAGCAGCUGGUGCAUCAAAUGACUGAGGUUUGCUGGGAGAAAUGUAUGGAUAAACCCGGGCCGAAGCUGGACUCAAGGACAGAAAUGUGCUUCGUUAACUGUGUGGAGCGAUUUAUUGACACCAGCCAGUUCAUCCUGAACAGACUGGAACAGACUCAGAGGAGCAGGGGCUCAUUCUCUGAGACCAUGUCAGACUAAAAACUGUCUCUGGAAGGACUGACAAGACACAUGCACGCAGCCCCUGCUCUGACAUGAGGCCGCUUGGUCCUGGCAGCUGACUGUAUGUUGCUGAACUGUCCCUUGAACUGGAAAAAGGAACAAUGUUAAGUGUUAAUUUUGAUACAAGUGCCUAAGAUUAACACCAUGUAUGGAUUCAUGCAGACGUCUGGGGUUUCAUUUGUCCUUCAUUGAUCAGGAUAUGAGUGUUUGCAAGUCAGUUCACCAGUCAGGCUGUGAAACUGAGCUUGAAUGUGUUAACAUCCAAUGCUGUAACAAGGGGGUUGAGUGUUGGAGACUGCUGAAAGAUGGAUGCAUCUGGGAUAUUCAGCUUGCCACCUGUUUUUGACAGCCACAAGGCCAUCAGCACAGACUCGGCUAUAAUUUAAGAGAACUAACGAUGUCUUGACCGGAGAGGCAUGAGGUUCUGGUCUGUACAUAUGCAAUAAACAAAAUGCCAAAUAACUGUCUGUCUUUUGGAAAAUUGUAGUCAAGUAAUGUUGGGAGUUAGAUUUUAAUUAGCAUUAUCAAACUCACAAAAAGUAACAGUUACACCAGAGGUAUGUUACAGGUUGGCACAUGUUGGGAAUUAAUUUAUACAGGAAAUGAACAUUCUUUGGUACAGUUUGUAUAUAAUACUGAGGUAUUACAGUAAGAGGAAUUAUUCACUUGUUCUUCAACAACAGAUGCUUGAAAUGCAUUCAGGCUGCAAAUCAAUUUAUCUACCUUUGUAUUGGUUGUAAAAUCAAACCUUUCAUACAAUAUAAGCUUAAGGUUAAAAGUGCAAAACUAAUGACUGAAUAAGGUUAUUUUCAGCAACAGAAGGCACAAUCAUGCUUAUGCAGGCUAAUAUUCAACCUUCAAUACUUUUUUACUACUGUAAAAAAAUGUACACAGCAGUGCAACUGCCAU
This is a messenger RNA of Chelmon rostratus (copperband butterflyfish), 1295 nucleotides long. RefSeq names its product translocase of inner mitochondrial membrane 8 homolog A (yeast) (gene timm8a). Bases 93 to 365 code for a protein of 90 amino acids. The record is from RefSeq and is a predicted model, not a curated record. Lineage: Eukaryota; Metazoa; Chordata; Actinopteri; Chaetodontiformes; Chaetodontidae. The transcript is spliced from 2 exons.